This is a messenger RNA of Argiope bruennichi, 1173 nucleotides long. Its product is annotated as alcohol dehydrogenase class-3-like. Gene Ontology annotation, molecular function: zinc ion binding; S-(hydroxymethyl)glutathione dehydrogenase [NAD(P)+] activity. The coding region runs from base 1 to 1173 and encodes 390 amino acids. Gene Ontology annotation, biological process: formaldehyde catabolic process. The record is from RefSeq and is a predicted model, not a curated record. Lineage: Eukaryota; Metazoa; Arthropoda; Arachnida; Araneae; Araneidae. The transcript is spliced from 9 exons. Gene Ontology annotation, cellular component: cytosol.
AUGAUUCCUAUAUCUCCUUUGUGUUUUGAUAUAAAGUAUCUGGAGAUCUUUAUAAUAGGAACUUAUAACUCGGGAUGUGUUCGGUAUCAGUUGAGAGUAUCAAGCAGAACUAUUUUUAAACUUAAAGAAAAUCCUUGUGAGUGGAAACUCAGUAACUUCACAAACAUUGAAAAUAAAAAUUCUGAUAAAACUGGUAGAGAACAACCAAUCGUUUGUAAAGCUGCGAUCACAUGGAAAGCUGGCAAAGGCUUCUCCAUUGAGACAGUGGAAGUAGCUGUGCCAAAAAAGGGAGAAGUCAGAGUGCAGGUGAAAUCCAGCGGCCUGUGUCACACCGAUGUCCACAUGAUGGAAGGGGUGGAGAAGGAUUGGCCCUUUCCCAGUGUCUUGGGACACGAAGGGGCGGGGAUUGUCGAGAGUAUAGGUGAAGGAGUAACUGACUUCGCACCAGGUGAUAUAGUCGUCUUUCUAUUUGAAGGAUAUUGCGGAAAUUGUGAUUAUUGCAAAGAUUCUCGCACUAAUAUGUGUCGUCAUCAACCGAGGAACCAGCUUCAGAGAGACGGAACAUCUCGGUUCUCUUGUAAGGGAAAGGAAAUCUCCCAACUGUUUAGCCUUGGAACUUUUUCAGAAUUCACAGUUGUGUCCGUGUGCAAUAUUACAAAAGUGAAUCCAAAAGCCAAUCCAAAUACUUUGUGUUUGGUCGGCUGCUGCAUCCCCACUGGCUACGGGGCAGUCAUCAAUGCUGGCAAGGUGCCCGCUGGUGCAACAUGCGCUGUUUGGGGUCUCGGGGGCGUGGGUUUGUGCGUCCUCAUGGGCUGCAGGGACAGUGGGGCAUCCAAGAUCAUCGGCGUCGACACCAAUUCCGAUAAGUUUUCAGUUGCUAAAGAAUUUGGAGCUACGGAAGUGCUGGAUCCGAAAGAAGUGGGAAACGUUCCGGAAAAAAUAGCUGAGAUGACCAAUGGAGGAGCUGAUUUUUGUUUCGCAUCCGUUGGAAACUCUGAGACAAUGGAAGAAGCUUUUAUGUCCAGCCAUCCUUACUGGGGCAAGACGAUUAUAAUAGGAUUGGGAAAGAUAGGAGAAAAAAUGAAAGCUGGAAUUUGGGAGCUCCUUUAUGGAAGAGUGCUCACAGGAACCUUCUACGGAUGUUUACAAAUUAGCCGUUGGACCCUGCAUUGA